Molecule: messenger RNA, 3216 nt
Organism: Phytomonas sp. EM1
Lineage: Eukaryota; Euglenozoa; Kinetoplastea; Trypanosomatida; Trypanosomatidae
Source: the annotation of a GenBank genome assembly
AUGCCUAUCUUCGCCUUUUUGUACGGGAGGAUCAUACGAAAGCUGAUUGAUGCCAAAAACGGAUCCGACAUGCAUGCACCCGUGUACUACAUGUUGUACCUCGGUCUUGGCCUGAGUGUCGUUUCCGCGGGUCGCGUCUUUUGUUGGACCCUGUCCGCAAGUCGACAAGUCACCCGCAUUCAGUGGCACUUUUUCAGAGCCUGUUUGCGGCAACAAAUCGGCUGGCACGACCUGCACAGCCCUGGGGAGCUGACCUCCCGCAUCUCUGGUGACACGCGGAUUAUUCACAAUGGCAUUAACGAGAAGCUCGCACAGGGUAUUACGAAUUUAUCUACGGGGGUGUUUGGCCUCAUUCUGGGAUUAAUCUUAUCUUGGGAGCUCACACUUGUGAUGGCAAGCGUCCUUCCAGUCUUCUUCAUCAUAACCAUUUUUGUGGGUAAGCGCAUAAAAGAGAUGGCUGAGGCUACACGUAGAAAUUAUGCUGUGGCAGGCUCAAUUGCAACAGAGGUAAUGUCGAAUAUUAAAAUUGUGCAAGCCUUUGGAAAGGAAGAAAGCGAAAUGAAGCGGUUUCAUGAAGCUGCCUUGAAUGCACAAAUAUUUGGCAUAAAAAUGAGCUUCCUAAGCUCUAUAACUCCUGGUGUAUUUAUGUCAAUCUGUCUUGUUCUGUAUUGCGUCGGCCUUAUUUUCUCCUCAUACUUCAUGCAAUGGGAGCGUGCCGGCGUAGACGAUAUCAUUUCUACGUUCAUAAUGCUUCUGGCAUCUAUCUUUUCAUUCUCUUCAAUUACAAACAGUAUGAUGGCCUUUAUCGAAGCACGUGCCGCCGCUCAUGAGAUAUUUCAGGUCAUCAAAUCGUCUCCGGAAAUUGAUAUAGAUGCUGAGGGGGAACCAGUAGAUAGCUUUAAUGAAAGUAUUGAGUUGCGCGACGUGACGUUUUCCCACCCCGCUCGCCCAGACAUGGUACUCUUUCGAGACUUGAAUCUCACCAUCAGGAAGGGCCAAAAGGUAGCAUUCUCAGGAGUCUCCGGCUGCGGGAAGUCCUCCAUAAUUGGACUUAUUCAACAUUUUUAUGAUCCCAACGACGGUCAGUUGCUGUGCGAUGGCGUCGAUAUGCGUCGUCUGUCGUUGAAGGACUGGCGUAACCAAAUCGGUGUCGUGUCACAGGAGUCUAGUCUCUUUGCGGGAUCGAUGACGUAUAACGUGCGAUUAGGAAAGCCAACCGCAACCUUUGAAGAGGUUGUUGAGGCAUGCAAAAAGGCAAACAUCCAUGACACAAUCAUGUCCUUGCCUGCGCAGUACGACACAUCCGUUGGUGCUGUCGGUUCACAGCUGUCGGGAGGUCAAAAACAGCGUAUUGCCAUCGCUCGUGCGCUAAUCAAAAAACCUUCCAUUUUGUUACUGGACGAGGCUACUAGUGCACUUGACCUCAAGUGCGAGAUUGAGGUGCAGGAGGCCUUGGACUCUCUCAUAAAGGAUAGUGGCAUGACUGUCAUCAUCGUUUCUCAUCACUUAUCCACGAUCCGCGAUGUAGACUGUAUCUAUUACAUUAGACAUCAUGAUGCAGAGGGCAGCAUUAUUGCUGAGAGUGGAACUUCUGAUGAACUCAUUGCUCAGAACAGCGAGUUCGCUGCUAUGGCUAGGGUUCAGGGAGCUUUUUCAAAAUCUCAAGUGGGGACCACGGGUGGGGCCCGAGGUGUUGUGGAAGUUGGUUAUUCGAACAUUGUUCUUGAUGAUAAGGCACUCUCCAAGCUUGAAAAAGAGGCGCCGCUUACGGAGCGGCAAAGGGUCCCUAUCGAAAAGCUUGCAAGUUGGGAGGCUAACCAUACAAAGGUGGGAUCAGGUCGAAUCAUGAGCUACUGCAAGGAUUACACUUGGGCUGUUGCUUUGGGUGUUCUAGGUUCUGCUAUAUCAGUGUCGGUUUUCCCCGUGAAUACCGUUGUGUACGGAUAUAUUCUCGAUGUGCUUGGUUCGUACACUUACGAUAAGGAUGCUCACAAAUUACGGAAAAAUGCGAACCUGUACGCGCCACUCUUUCUCAUUUUUUCCGUCGCGAGCUUCCUCGGCGUUUUCUUUCAGACCUUUUAUGGAUAUGUCGGCCAGAAGCUUACGACGCGCAUCCGCACACCCCUGUUCAGUCGAAUCCUUCAUCAGGACAUGAGCUUUUUCGACAUUCCUGGUCGUGAUGCUGGUAGUCUUUCUGCAAUGCUCUCCGGUGACUGCGAAGCAGUUCACCAGCUGUGGGGUCCUUCCAUCAGCUUCAAGAUUCAAACUCUCAGCGGGCUCAUUGCUGGCAUGUUUAUAGGUUUUGUGUUUGAAUGGCGGCUUGCAUUGGUUAUGCUUACGUGUAUGCCCCUCAUUGCGAGCUCUAUCUAUUUCCAGGAUACACUUUACUUGAGGUUUAUCAAUAAGGACAACGAUAACAAUGAAUCCAUCGUCACAGAGUCCUUGUCCAACAUACGUACUGUUGCUUCAUUCAACCUCAAAGAUGAAUUGACAGCUGCUUUUCAUGAGUUGCAAGCUAACAAAUCAUCGAAGGUGAUGAAAAGGAGCAUUAUUAUUGCCAUUUGUUACGGCAUCGCGAGGUUCAUUUUUUAUGGUGUUAUGGCGCUCUGUUAUUGGUACGGUGGUGAACUUAUUAAACAAGGUAAGACGGAAUUUCGGAAUGUGGUUAUCUGUAUUAGUUCAUUAAUGAUGGUUAGCAUGGAGGUAGGGGAUGCAGGUGGAUUCGCCACUAAAGUAGCCGAUGCUCACAAGGCUGCUAAGCAUAUCUUCAGUGUGAUUGACCGCACUCCAGACAUAGACUAUUCUAUAAAAGGUGACGUUGAUAUCGGUGCCGGGUGCCAGAUCGAUUUCGGUAAAGUCUUGUUCAUUUACCCCGCGCGGCCAAAACAGGUUGUGCUGGACUCUAUCGAUCUCCAGUUCAACAAUACGACAUUCAGCGGCCUCAUUGGAGAGAUAGGCUGCGGGAAGUCUACCAUCAUUCAAAUCCUUGCUCGCUUUUAUGACAAGCGGUCUGGUAGGAUUACUGUAAAUGGUAAAAACCUCGAAGAUAUCGAUAUCACUGAGUGGCGCAAGAAUAUGAGUAUUAUUCUACAGGAACCUAACCUUUUUUCAGGCACGGUACGCGAGAAUAUUAGAUACUCAAAGGAUGACGCAACAGAUGAGGAGAUUGAAGCGGCUUUAAAGUUGACCGAUAUUCACGAGGAUGUCUUAAAUUGA